Messenger RNA from Zerene cesonia (dogface butterfly), 2490 nucleotides. It is a transcript of the gene Nup75, whose product is annotated as nuclear pore complex protein Nup85. The record is from RefSeq and is a predicted model, not a curated record. NCBI's taxonomy places the organism in Eukaryota, Metazoa, Arthropoda, Insecta, Lepidoptera, Pieridae. The coding region runs from base 130 to 2073 and encodes 647 amino acids. Gene Ontology annotation, molecular function: structural constituent of nuclear pore. Gene Ontology annotation, cellular component: nuclear pore outer ring. Gene Ontology annotation, biological process: positive regulation of DNA-templated transcription; protein import into nucleus; mRNA export from nucleus. The transcript has 9 exons.
UUUAUUUUCUACCGAUUCAACUUGAAUUCAACUUCAACUUACAAAUUACAGAAUAAUUCCAUCUUUCAAAAACUUUAAAUAUUUUUUUACGCUUGCUAGUAAUUCCUUAAGAAGAUAAGAAUAUACGAAAUGGAAAUGUCUAGGUUUUCCGACACUUCUCCUGAUUCAUUAGAGAACCAGAAAUCCACCCGCGUAAAAACAUUUAUACUGCCAGACAAAUGCUUCGAGAAAAAUGUUGCAUGUGCCUGGCGACGGGGGAACAAGUUUACGAUAUACCCGCGCGGGCAAAAGGCCGGCACAACAACAGAUGCAUGCGAUGACAAAAUUUUAGACAUACAACAAGAAAUCCUGCUGUUUAUGCCUAUUCUCCGCAAAUUAGUCAACGAAGCAAAUGGGACAUUCCUGUCCUUGCAGAGAGCAGUUGAAGCGGCAAAGACGUCGGACAAUCCAGUUGAAUUUUUGAAAUUGUCUCGUCAGUACCGUUCUAUCCUCCGAGUAUGCAUGGAGGGUUUACAAGAAGCCGAACAAAAGGAAACAGACGGUGUCGAAAGCAAAAGUCUCCAAUCAUACAUAACUAUAUUCUAUUCAAUUGAGUGCAUUUGGCAUUUAUGUGAGAUACUAUAUAUAGAUGUCAUACCAGGGGAAGUUGUUCUGCCAUAUAUAUUGGAGUGGGUCAGGUUCCAGUACCCAUGUCACGAGCAGUGUGCAGCUGUCAUGUUAGAGGCGUGUGAGCGAGGUUCGGAAGAUAAUCCCGAUUAUUGGGACACAGUGACGGGUAUGGUUAUUCAAGGAAGAAUAGAUGUGGCAAGGGCACUGCUUAAGCUUCACUCAAAUUCUGAUAGCAAUGAGUUUAAGUUACUUGAUAAUUCAUUGAGGACUAUGCCAACAUACAGUGUUUACAGUGGGAUUUCAAGCGGAGAGUUCACAAUAUCAUGGAAGCACUGGCAGGCAGAGUGUCGGUCGAAGCUGACCAGCCGAGUUUUAGCUCAGCAACCACAGUUGGAACUUAUUUUGAGGAUAAUGAUCGGAGACUACACGGCAUUUGAGAUAAUACGCACCAAAUAUACUUCAUGGUUUGACGUGCUUGGUGGUUGGAUUCUGUUCACCAUGCCCUGGGCGAAGCGCCGGGAGCUGUCGAGUGCUGCCGCGGCGUGCGCUGGGCUGGCUACCACUACGAGGACACAUUUGGAUGUUAUUGUACAGGCUGCGCUUGAAGGUGACCUGCAUCAGGUUAUACAUGAAAUACAACAAAUAUCAGACAACGGCUGGUUCGCCACUCACCUCACUGAUAUGCUCUACCACUGCGGCAAGCUGCAGAUAAUGGAUAAGCACCAAGUUGAUGUCACAACUCGCCUUCGAGAUAGUCUUAUUCUAGAAUACGGUUCACUAAUGAUGGAGCAUAAAUCUCUAUGGUCGGUGGGGCUUUCGUACUUGGUGACAUGUCCUCCAGAGGGUCUGAAGAGAGCCGAGUUGCUGUUGGAGAGGAUCCCGUUGGAUUCAGAGGCGAAAGCUAUGAGAAUAAUUGCCGAGGCUAAUAAAUAUGGAUUGCUUGAAGUCGUGCAGACGGUGUGCGGCUGCAUGUCGACGCGGCGGCUGGGCGCGGGGCUGGCGGGCGGCGCGCUGGCGUGGGGGGGGCGCGCGCGCUCGCCGGCGCUGUGCCGGCGCGCCGCCGCGUGGGCGCUGCGCCGCUACUGCGACGGCGCGCGCGCCGAUUUGCUGCCCGCCGCCGGCGCCGCGCUGCUCGUGGACGACACGCUGCUGCUGCUGGGUAAAUACUGUGACUUCCAUAGACUAUACAAUGCCAGGGAGUUCAAAAAAGCUGCCAAGUUACUGAUCUCAUUGAUAACUUCAAAGAUUGUGCCUGACUAUUUCUGGGAAACCCUGCUCCUAGACAGUUUGCCCCUACUCGAGACUGAGACACCAGUACUGUCUGCUGAAGACACCUACGAAAUUAUGCUGUGCCUCGAGCUUCGCGCCGUCCACCUCGACGGAGAGAAGGCUGAGCUGCUGCGACUGGCGCUGGUCAGGAACCUGGCGAGGACAGCGCUUAUGAACGAUAAGGAAGAAGAGUAGCGUGAAUGUGAAUCAGCACUGGAAUCAUGGUGUGCGUUGUAACUGGAAAAAGUUAAAGGGAUGUGUUGAUAUGAUGUUAGUGAUGCGUCAAUGUGUUUCAUUAUGUACUAAGUAAAUAAGUUAACAUGAACUGUUGAUACUACAGUGUAUUUUUACAUUUCUAAUUUUUUAUGUAGUAUCUAAUAACUGAAUUUUAAAUACUUACUGAAAAUGUUAAGUAUCUCUUCUAUUUAGUAUUUUAUACAGUAUAAACCAAGCCACCAAAUUUUUAUUAACAAUUAUAGGACAACUUAUGAAUGAUUUGAUACUUGAUUAAGAAAUCUGGAUGAGGAAAUUGAUAAAUUAAUUUUUUCAUGAGAAACAUAAAAAAAGCUUGUGUGUCAAAGUAAUAAUAAGCUAAUAAAGAGGUUGAAUAUG